Molecule: messenger RNA, 1737 nt
Organism: Talaromyces proteolyticus
Lineage: Eukaryota; Fungi; Ascomycota; Eurotiomycetes; Eurotiales; Trichocomaceae
Exons: 4
Coding region: 1-1737 (578 amino acids)
Source: RefSeq, a predicted model, not a curated record
AUGUUUUUGUUGGAAGCACUAAAUGAAAUCAUGUAUAAUCUCCAGUUUGGGAAUCAUCAGGGCAAAGUGGAGAAAUAUCUCAACGAAGUAACCGUGGAUUCGCUAUUGAAUGACCUUGGACAAGUUCUAAAAUCAAAAUUAUCAGAAAUCAGGGGUUUGUGGUCAAUAUUUGAAGCACACUGUUUUACUGAUGAUGAGGAACGAUUUUGGACUAAAGCAAGUCUCAAACACCAUAUUGAGUGUAUCCACCCUGGCGUUAUCAUCACUGAACUUACAAUCAAUCUCCUCUGGCGAUGCUUUCAGUUCCAUGCUUACCAUCCAUUUCCACGGCACGACGUGCAUCAAAUUCAUGAAAGUGCAUUCCAGCGUGCGGUUAUCCUUCUUGCUGUUCGAGGGACAGACCUCCUAGGCACCCAGGACGGAGGAGAUUACAUUUGGCGGGAAGAUACGGAUUUUUUCCAUGAUGCUGACUUCAGGCGAAUUCUAAGAAGUAUCAGCCAUGCAUCUGUCCAGAAUGAGUCUGAUCCGGCAAUGUCUGUUGUCAAUGAUGUUAUGGACGUUCUAGCUACGACGCAACCACACAUGGUGAAUUUUGCACCGUCGCCAGAUUUACUGGAACCUGCAGCUAGGAGGCUCCUGGACAGCGUUCCGGUGCGGGAUGAGUUACGUGCUGACGAUUUAUCAAUCCUUCUUGCCUUGCUAUUGCAAUUGAGAGUGCAUAAACAAAAAUGGGGGACGAGCCUUCAUUUUGGCGAGUUUGACCAGGGGUCGAGCUGUGAGGAGCUUGCUAGAACUAUAACGACUGGGAUCUUCGUGCGGGGUAGUCUCAGCUCUGACACGUAUUGCAAUGUGAUAGAUGUCCUGCCAAGUCUGCGGACACAAUUCUACCAACUGUGGGCAGUGCUCUUUCAACCGGCAAAGAGUAGAGAAGAAUCACAGUCCAAUGCCUCUCUAGCAGCUGAUGUUAUACCAAAUGAGAUUCUCCAGACCAUCUCACUGUUUACACCUCAACAAUCAGUAUUCAGCCACUCUCCAAUAUCUAAGGAUGAGGGUAUUGUUUUUAACAUUUCUACCCAGCAACUAGCGGUAUCCGACGAUGUAACAAUAAACCAUCUCCUGAAAUCUCUUCUGGAUGACACGAAACAUUCACAUGUUGCCCUUUUCGCAAAUAACACAUCAUCUAAUGUAUUUGGUGCAUACUUUCCCCCGCUGUCGCAAGCAAGCAAGAUUGGACGAGGCCAUUUCCUCUUUCAACUAGCCCCACAAUUUUGUCUCCUUCAAUGGACCAGCCAUUCGAUUCCUCUUACUGAUCUCAUUAACGUCCGUGAUUCCAAUUCCACGCUGCUAGAUACAAUUCGAGCAGGUAAGAUGCUGCCAUCUACGCCGUAUAGGAUUGGCAACCCGGGCGAGAAAGGGAACAGUGGGGAAGGGAACAGUGCUAGUCUAUGGAUAAAUCCAGAUACUAGGUCUAUUCAACUUACUGGACAAUUUCCGAAUAGUACCAGAUACAAGGUUCUGUGUGAGAGGACAAGGGAGGACAGUGUAGAUGGGAAGGAGAUGAGCACCGAAAUCGAUCGUCUUUAUAUCCUCCGCGUGUCUACUUUUGGGAUAGAUGCGGAGCUUGCUUUCCAGAAUGACAUUGAGACCAAGUACCGUGCUCCCUCUGUUCAAGCAGAUCAAUUGAUUCGAGGAGCGGAGCUGGAGGCGAGAAUUCAGGGCUUUGGAUCACCGCUGUAG